This is a messenger RNA of Macrobrachium nipponense, 1921 nucleotides long. RefSeq names its product prohormone-1-like. The record is from RefSeq and is a predicted model, not a curated record. Bases 140 to 457 code for a protein of 105 amino acids. The transcript is spliced from 4 exons. Lineage: Eukaryota; Metazoa; Arthropoda; Malacostraca; Decapoda; Palaemonidae.
GCGAGGGUAUAUAAGGCAGGACGUCCAGCGGCCAGGACGAGUUGGUUAGUGCGCCCUGUUGUCGUCGCCUCUCUGCCGCUUCCCGCACCCACCAACCACCACCUCACGUCGCCUGACCUCCAGAGGAAAGCCCAAGACCAUGGUAGCGAGAAGCUCAGUAGCCGUUCUCUUGGUGGCUUUGAUGACGGUCCUGGCCAUCACCAGCGUGGCAGGGAAGGCCCUUCCCAACCAAGAGGCCCAGUCAUUCCCCCAGGGACAGCAGCUGAUGGAUCCUUACGGGAAUCACCUGGUUGACGACGACGGGUCACUGGACGCAGCGCUGAUCAACUACCUCUUCGCCAAAGUGAUGGUCGACCGUUUGAGGAACAACGCCGACGUCCGGGACCUGCAGAGGAAGCGCUCCUACUGGAAGCAGUGCGCCUUCAACGCCGUCAGCUGCUUCGGCAAGAGGAAGUGAAGUCGCUAGGGGUAGCGGAGCUCCCAGCAGAAGCAAGCAGCUGCAGAAGAGUAAACACGAAGACGAGGAAAAGCAGUCAGUCAGUAGUAUCAUUGAGCGACGACCCAGAAACGGGAAGGAAAAACCUGGAAAAGUCUCUUAAAAUCUGGAAGCGAUUCGGAAUCAAAUGUCACCAUCAAUAUUCAUCUCAGUAUUGUCUUUGUUGGAGGGGUUUCUCCCAUCCAAAAAAAAUUCCAGUUAUUUCUGUAAUCAUUAUGUCAGGAUAUCUGUAGUAACUGCUUUUCUGGGCAACAUAUCAUUAAAUAAAAACAAAGUGUACUAUUGCAUAUAGCAUAACUUAUAUACGUGUCUGCAGUUCUAGAAAGAUAAAAUCGUUCAAAUUCAGAAACCACUUGAAAUGAUUAAGGACGUUUUUGUUUCAUUUCCUAUUUGUAAACAUAGAGUGGUUGCUUCGUCAACAGUAACGUUAAAAUUAUCUAUUUGCACCAUUUGCUGUCACUUGGUCAUGCUCACCUUGUUUCGAAAAGACACAAAUUGACUCAUCUGAAAUGAUCUAGCAAUGUUCUUCGGUUACUAAGAAGUCCUUCUCAGGCACAAUGCUCUUCUUAUACUUCUGCGUGGUUGCCGAAUACAUCGACCAACAACUUCCCAAAAGCUUUCUCCCUCUGGCUUUCUCCGCAUCUUCUGCUCCUUUCACUCUCUCCUUUCUCUCGUCAUAUCACUCUCCCUCUCAAAUUCCCUAGUGACAUAUCACGGUAUGAAUGAAAUCUACAGUUUAAGAAUGACUGGGACUUUCUGAUUUCGUGCUGGCCUGCCCAAAUUGUCUCGCCUCGGAAGUGGAGAGAUUUUUCAGGAACUGCAGAUAUUUGGAUUGGGUGUUAUUAUCAUUUUUAGUAGUCUAGUCUGUAUAGAUAUAAUAAACGCUUUCGAAGAUAGUUCUCUCGGUUUAUUUCCUCUUCGGCUUCGCCGUCCUUCACCUGGUACUCGAGAAGAUGCUUUAGUGAGGGACUCCAUUGACAACCGACUGUCUCUCCUUCGAGUGACUUUUACUGACCUUCCAAUGCUUUCUAUGGCGACGCGGUUUGACCUUCCUGUCACACGUGAAUUCUGCGUUAGAGGUCGACUCACAAACAGGGACCUUAUCGACUCAGAUUUCGUCAAUCAAUGAAGUGACUGGUUAGUGCAUCUAAGGACCUCAGCGCAACAAAGGAUAGGCAGGCGAACAUCAUCAUCAGACCCUUUAUAAGUAAGUCUGUCCCUUAAGAUCAACCACUUAAUGGAAACCUUGAAUUGGCUCUAAGACGCGAUGGUAAGGUCAGUGUCAGUUGCAUCCUCUUACUAUCUGUUUGAUUGAGUUGCAAGUGUUUUAGUUUCUUCCUGCGUCAAACAAAGUUAGUCAGAGAUUAGAAACACUUCCUUCGGUUCUUUGUCGCAUAUAUUUUCAAAUAAAAUUGGCUCAUCACU